AUGAAAUGCUCAUUUUCUUAAGUUAAGUUAGCUUAAAUCGUGCAUGAACCCAGAACCCACCAUUUCGUGCAUGAGAGUGAACCCACCAUUUUAUAAAUUCUUAAAUAUUCGAUAAAUUAAGUAUUUUCAACCAAUUCUGCAACGAGAAUAAAACCGUAUUUUCACACAAUAUGAGUGACAAAACAGAUCAACACAAGAACCUGGAAAAAUGGUUUCGUGGACUGGGGUACUCGGGACCGAUGCCUGAAAGUCUUACUACAAUAUGCAGUAGUUCUACCUCCUUCAUCUGGGACCAACUGCAGGCGAAUACAAAGACAACUAAAGAUGUGGAAAGAAUCAGGAGGAAUAUAAUCAUAAGUCGCUUAACUUCUAAACCAUUGAAUAAGCAGGAUGAUUAUGAACACCCAAUGAACGAGAUCACAUUGUACAGAAAGAAGUUGGCAUUGGAGAAUAAAAUCAAACUUAAGAAAUGUAAUAUUCAAGAAAAAGGAAAAAAGGUGGACGAGGUAGCAAAAGUCAACAAAGUUCAACAAAUAAUUAUAAAUGGGUUAGAUUCAAAAAUACGGAAAAAUGAGGAGAAGGAACUUCUUUUGAGGAAGAAAUGUAUAAUGUUAGAGGAAAAUAUUGCUCAAGCACAAGAGACAUUAUCAACAGUAAAGGGAUUGACACCAGUCGAACCAGAUGAAAAUCCUGACACUAGUUCUAUAAAGGAAACACUUCAAGCAUGUAGCAAAAAGCUAGAAUCCAGCUUAAAACAAAUACCAGCUCCUACUAAUAACAUCAAAAACACAACAAAUAUGCUACUGAUGAGAUCAGGAAAGAAGCCGCAAACGCCUAAGAUGAAUUUAGAAACAUGUUUCGCUUUGAGCGAGAGACAAUCUGUAUGGAGGUCAGCGCGUAAGCUGUCCAGUCAUGGCAAGGAAGAUAACCGUAACAUCAUUAAUUUACCGAAACAACUUUUCCCUGUUGUGGAAAAUAAAAAUGGUGGUUCAAAUGAUAGUAUGAACGAGUCUCUGGGCAUUGUCAACAUAGAAAAUUAUGAUUUUAACAGUGGCGACACGAUGCAUGAAAAGUAUAAAAGCACCCCGAAUUUAGCCGUUGAACAGAGUGCUGUCCUACAUUCAUUGAAGCCUAGUGUCACUGUUAAACCUGCAGAUAUUGUAUCUAAAAAUGAAGUAGUCAAAGGCGACUUGAAAAAACUGCUGCAGACCCAUAACAGUGCGACUAUUUGGAAUGUUUUUCAGGGUAUUGAAAACGACAUACACAGUACUAUUAUGAGGAAACUUUCUGCAGGAUUCACACUUGAAUAGUAAGUAAGGCGGUAGGUAGGUCAUUUAGUCCCGAUUUUACUAAGUCGGGGCGUAAAAAAGCACGUGGGUAAUUCCCAUAUUAAAUCAUAAAUAUCACUUGGUUUGGCUACAACUAAUUUUUCCAUUUCCGUCCGGACACUAAGUUAGCGGCCAUACACCGAUAAAAAAAUAAGCAUUUGCGCCAUACUCGGGGUAUGGACAAAAAUCGGAUACAGUAUCUUAUAUGAUAAAUUUGCAUUUUAUUGAAAAUAUGUCUCUCACUGUUGCUGCACAAAAUUAUGCUUGGUAAAGUCUUUGAGGACAUAAAUAAAAUUACAGACUGCUCAUUAUCUUCAUCGAGUAAAUAUUCAGUUUACCUGGCUACCCUGUUUGUUUCUAAUUAGCUUUAUGGUCCACGUGUUUAGCGCAUAUUUUCCUAGCUAUCACAGUACCGCUAGCGCGAUCUAACAAUGCGAAUUGACAAUAAUAAUUUUAUUUAUGUCUUCAAAGAAUUUAUUAAGCAUAAUUUUGUCUAAAUAAUGACAAAAAUCAAUGAUCCAAUUUGCCUGACCUAUAAAGAGAGAAAAUACGUUCUUGUCGCUAACCUCAAUGUUAAUAAAUCAAUCAAUUGCUAAAUAUACACUACCGCUCAAAAGUUUUGGGACAGCAGAUUUUUGUGAUGGAAAUUAAACCAAAUCAAACAAUACAGUGUGUUUAAUCAAAAAACUAGGAAAGGAACUAUUUUCCUCUGGAACUCAGUUAGUUGGUAACUUAUUUCUAUCAAAAUUUAUUUUAAAUUCGUGAUUCAUCGAAAUGUCCACCACGAGCGGGAAUAACUGCAUGACAGACCCGACUCAUCCGACGUAUCAAAUUUUCAAGAAUAGUUGGUUAUAAGGAUACCCACGCUUCCUGCACUAGUAGGCUCUUGUUGCUUCACCUGUCUGUCCGUCAUCCCACUAAUACUCAAUAGGAGACAAAUCUGGGGACUGGGUAGGUCAUGUUGUGAUUUUCAUUGCACCAGGUUCUUGCUGCUGGUCCAAAUAAUUGCGGCAUAGUCGAGAUGAAUGCUCAGGGUCGUUGUCUUGCUGAAAUUCGAAAUUGUUUCCAACAAUCCUUUGUCCAGCGUGGUUUUCCAAUAUUUCCAAAUUCUGCUCUUUUCGCAUUAUACCCUCAAUACGAACCAAAUCUCCUGUUCGAUUUCCAGCAAAACAGCCCCAAACCAUUACACUCCCUCCUCCAUGUUUAACAGUGGGCUGCAAACAUUGCGGAGCCAUGCGUUUAUGGGGUUGGCGGCGUACACACUUUCGUCGUCGAGAUCCGAACAUCUCGAAUUUGGAUUCAUCAGACCAAAGGACUCGAUUCCAAUCGUCAGUGGUCCAAUCUUUGUGUUUUCGACUCCAUGCUAACCGGUUGAGUUUAUGUAUAGGUCGUAGGAGUAGUUUGCAUGCUGCUACACAUCCUCCAAGGUUAGCCCUUUGUAAGCGGCGUUUUACCGCAGACACGGACACAGGGCUUUCCCUCGUUCUGUUCAAGCUGUGUGUGAGUUCAGGCGAAGUUAAAUAUCUAUUUCGCUUAUUUGUUAUUACUAUAAACCUAUCCUCAGGAACAUUUGUAACUCUGCGUCUUCCAGAGCGUGGGCGAUCUGCGACACUGCCUGUUUCCCUAUUUUUCUUCAAAAUUUGAGACACAGUGUUCCGUUUCAAAUGCAGCUUUUCAGCAAUCGCUCGAAUUGGCAAUCCCUCAUCACGUAAGGUACAUGCUGCAAGAGAAACGGUACCCGUCUUUACCAUUUUCCAUUAUUUUGAAAAAAUCUGACCCUAGCACAUGGACUAGCAGUUUAUAGUAUUUUUUCUUUGUUUCAUUAAUACCCAGAAUGUUUAUGUAUCACAUUACGCCGAACAUAAUACAUAGUACAAAAAAAAAGUAAGCAGCGGAAGGAAAUCGGCCGAUUUAUGACUGCAAUGAACUAUACUAAGUGACAUAUAAAUCCGAACACCCAG
Molecule: messenger RNA, 3289 nt
Organism: Acanthoscelides obtectus
Lineage: Eukaryota; Metazoa; Arthropoda; Insecta; Coleoptera; Chrysomelidae
Source: the annotation of a GenBank genome assembly